Messenger RNA from Chiloscyllium plagiosum (whitespotted bambooshark), 10854 nucleotides. RefSeq lists its product as uncharacterized. The record is from RefSeq and is a predicted model, not a curated record. Gene Ontology annotation, biological process: intracellular protein transport. NCBI's taxonomy places the organism in Eukaryota, Metazoa, Chordata, Chondrichthyes, Orectolobiformes, Hemiscylliidae. Gene Ontology annotation, molecular function: small GTPase binding.
CUGAAACAGUGCUCCCGAACCUCUCCUCAGCAGCAAUGUUCUACCGAAAGACCUCCGCUUCAAAACACUCGGUUGAUCUAAGUUUCCUGAGCAACGAGGAAGUGAGUGCGAUCCUGGACGUGCUAGAACGGGAUAAGGAGCUUCAGAGGAUGAAUAAUGACAGAUUGAAGGAAAUCAAGAAGAAAAAUCCCGACAAAUUGUGGUUGAAAGGUAUAACUGGUCAAUGGUUUGAAGAAAUAAGGAGAGCAAAAUUUAAAGAUCAGACUGACUUAACCCAGAUACUGAAAGGGUCCCAUAUUUGGAAUCUGAAGAAAAAUAGAACAGCUUUAAGUGACUUGAGAUUUCUACAUGCAAAAGACUGUCCACAGAGUAAAAAUGAGGUCAAUCAUAUAAAUUUUUCAGGUAAUUCCAGGGAAGAUGCUAAUCUAGACCCUGUUUCCAGGCCCUCUGAAUUUGCAAACCAAGACAUACAGUCUCAAUCUGAACAAAACAAAUGCAGUAACUAUAGUCCAUUACAGUUGGAAACUCCAAACAUGUUCCAGCAAAUUCAGGUACGGUUGAAGGCAGCAGCAGUUCCCCAUGUUGAAAGAAAAAUACAUGUGUUUCGUGACUUGAGUAAACAAAUACAGUCUAACAUCCUUAGUCAAGACUUGGAAACAAAUAACAUUGCUGAUGCAUUGAAUAAACAUGAAAUGAUUUUGGAGACUGAAGAUUUGAGUAAUACUGAAUUACAAAGAAACAUCACACAUGAAAAAGAUGGUAAAAGUUAUGAUCACCUUACAGAAAUACACAGAAGUGGCAAAACAAACACUGUACAAAAUUCCUCUGAGUUGAGUGAAAACACGAGAGAACAAGCACUACCUGUCGAGUACAACAUUGAAGCUUCUCAACAACAAUGCAAUGCCUGUGCUUUAAUUGGAACAGGUCAAUGUGAAGCUGACAAUUCAGUAUUACCAAAACCUGCAUCUCACUCACAGUCUUCUAUUAUUGAAUCUAAAAAUGUGUUUCAAAAUCAUCCAAUGAACAAUGCUGGUAACAUUCUGACAACAAAUAUUAAUGGCUGUUUGUCAAGCAAUCAUUCAAAAACAGAUGCUGUCUACUUAAAAAGUAAGAAUAAAGAUUUAUUACAAAAUGAUGAAUCGGAAGAAUGUAGUGCAACAGGAAUUAUUAUAACUGAAUCUCCAAACUAUUUGCACAAAGCAUUUGCUUCCCAAAGUCUAUCAUUAACUAGCAGUGCACUUAACCUUGAGAGAUGCUCUAAACAAAAUGACAAACAAGAAGCUGUGACCACACUUUCAACAGACCAAGUGUUCAGCUACAAGUUUCCCAUACCUAACAACUACAAAUACCGUUUGUUCAGUGAUUCAGUCAAGUGUACUGACAUAACUGUAGACAGAAAAUGUCAAGAGAAUAAAUCUGAUCCAAAGCCUGUUCUUUCUUUAACAAACUCAAAAACAUCUCUUUCAAAUAGCACAGAGAAUAGCAAUUCAACCAAAAUACAUGGUGCUGAUAAUGUGCAAAAUUAUAAAUCUGAAACGAUAGACACAUCACCAUCCGUUGUAGUAAUGCAAUACCUGUCUACAAUUACCAACAAAAACAAGUCAUCGACAAAUUACUCAAAAAGUGGAAGCAACAGUGAAACAAUUAAGAAAGCCAUAUCUGAAACCGCAAAUGAAGAACAGCCCACUAGAACUAUCACACCAUAUUUGAACCAAAAUACGUCAUUUACAUUUUCCUUCAGCAGUGGAGGCAAUAAAAAUUUAUCAAAGUGUGAUGCUAGCAAUAAACCUGCUGCACAAGAUUUGCAGUGUGAUCAAAUGCCUCUCCCAAACUUUACAGUUGGUCAAGAUAAGUCAUUAACUCACUUUCUACUCCAUGAUAAUACCAUUAUGGAUCCAGGAGCCAUUAAGUAUACAGAAAGCUACCAGUCUGAAAAAAAAAUUUCAGUUCCACCACAGAUUAUAGCAACUAGCCAACCUUCUCCAAAUACUCAUUUUAAAGCAAACAAGUUAUUGAUCCAUUUGCCGGUGAAAUCAGAUCUUAUCAAGAAUUCAGAAAAUGAACACUCUGAAAACUACAAAGCUGUUUUGAUAUCAGAUGCAGACGUUGACUUGAAAACUCAUUCAGCAAAGGCAUUUCAAAAUCGGGUACAAAAUACUGCUGACACUACUAGAGGAAUUACAAGAGAUUACAAUCGAGCCUAUGAAUUUAAGAUGGAUGGUUCCCCUUCUGGACUGGAUACAGCUUUUAAUCAGUCUCUGCUUAAAGAUAACACAUUCUUAAAUGAACACAAACCACUAUGUUAUUCUUCAAACAGGGUUCAUACCACAGGAAACAGAAAAAGUCCUGACAGUUUGCAUACUGAAAAGACCAGUCAGCAGCUAACGUCCAACAUUAUUCAUAUUAACCAAAAAAAACAAUUGGUUCAUCCCUUGCUCAGCAAUGACACCCAUGUGCAUGGAGAACACAGUCAGAUUUUACAAGAGAACAAAUCUGAAAGCCAUAGUAUAAAUCCAUCACCAGAAAUGUUAACUGUUUUACAUUUCACAACCACUUCUACAGAUAUCAAAAAAGUUGCAAUGCACAAUGAUUCGUCAGAGGGAACUGAAAUUGCUCACAAUCAGAAAUCAUGUGACAGAAAUGAGGAAAAUUACCAAUCAGAAAAUCAUGGUGAGGAUUCACAAAGUAGAAUGAUUGGCCAGAGGACUCUAACAAACAUCACACCAGGACAGAAUCUGUACCCAGAUAAUUUAAAAAGAAGAUUCAACAAAUCAGAGACACCUCAUGCAUCUUCAACAAUAGAUUUAGAGAUUGGGCAACAAUUUUCCACAAAUAUUGCACACAGACAUAAAUAUCUGUCACAGAAUUAUGCACGAAACAGUCUACAUGUUAUUCUGGACGGAGGAGGCAAUAAGCAUUUGGAAAAGGACAGCACUGAACCUACACUGCCCUCUUCAGUGACUGGCCAACAGACUUCCACAUGUGCACAUAACAAAAUCAACCCCCCCACCAACUUUCCACUCAGUGCUGACAGUACUCUGGAUACAGAUGUUAUCAGGAAUACUGAACGUUACCAAUCUGAAGAAAGCAGUCCAAUUGUUUUGCAAGAUACAUUAACUGACCAAAGAUCACCUACUAAUUCAAUCAGCAACUUAGACAAACCAUUACCUCAUUCUUUGAAACGUGCUGACAUGGAAUUAAAUGAGAACUUCCAAAAGCAGCAGGCUAAAACAGGCAGUGAUACCGCACCAUUAUAUUCGUUCAGUCCCAAUCAUUCUACAACAAAUAUGAAGAAAAAUACUUUGUGGCAUUACGUAACAAAGGUUACUGACAUCUAUCACAAUGGGAGACUUUCUGCAAAGUUGCAUAAAACAAAGAGUGCACCCUCACCAUCAUCUGCAGAGACCAGCCAGUCGCUCCUGGAAGAUAACUUACAAAGCCACAACCAAAAGAAAUCAAAGGCUUUUUCCCUGGUCAGAAACGACAUCAAGUUGUUGGCAGAUUGUGGAAAUAUAGAGGAAAACCAAUCUGAUAAAUACUGUGCGGGUUCCACGUUGAAUAGACAAUGGACACAUCAAGAUAUCACAGCAGGCAGAAUUCAUUCCCCAAAUUUUGAUGACAUUACUAUGGUCAGCAAAAUAAAUAAAUCUUGUGCUGUAGAUAAAUCUGAGACGGAGUCUAUAAUUUCACCACUGGAUCGAGAAACCAGCCAUUUGUCUCAUACAGAUAGCUCACACAGGCAUGAACACAGGCCUGUAACUUAUUUGUUAAACAGUGCUGCUGUCAGUACCCACAGAGAAAGUCCUAACUAUUUGGAAAAGUGCAAAGAGGAACCUAAAAGUUCAGAUUUAGCAGAUGAUAAAACUCCUCAACAAAAAUCUAUAACAACAACAGACAUCUACAAGGACAAGCCACUGAGUCAUUCAUCAGUCAUUACUGUUGUCAGUGCAGUUAAUCAAACUCCAGCACUGGAUCCAGUCACCAUUUAUAAUACUUCUAAGAAUAUCAAUGUCAGCAGUAAAUAUAAGACUACUACAGAUAUUAAGAAAGAUGCUUUGCAGAAUGACCCAUCAAAGAUGCCGGAAAUACUUCAUGAAAAUAAAUCUUUUAAUGUAAUAAUCUUUAAAACAAUACCAGCAGCUAACAGUGCAUCCUCGUCACUGGCACCAGUGACCAGUCAGAGUUCCCCGACAACUCUCUUACAGAAAAGCCAUUCACUGACUCAAUCCCAGCUUGAAGAAGAUAUCAUGAUGGACAGAGGAUGUAUUCCGUAUUUACAGAAGGACCACAGUCAUCUCUCAACAUCAGAUUCAUUAGGUGAUCAACUGUUUCCAGCAAAUGGCACAUGUGACAACAACACCAAUGAGUCACAUUCUCAGUCUCUGCUCUUUGAUCACCUCCCUGUGGGUCCAGAAGCUGUCUGUAAUGUAGAGAGUUACCAAUCAGAGAACCAUGGCUGGGAUUCAGCAGGUAGACCACUCAACCAGAGAACUCCAACAAAUAUCAGACCAGGAAAGGAAAAUAUUCAACAGAAUGUGUACCCAGAUAAUAAUUGCAUUAAUUUAAAUAGAGGAGUCACCAAAAAUAAUGUGCAACAUUACAAAUCAGGAAGACCACAUAUGUCUUCAAUGUCAGACUCUGAGAUUGAGCAAGUGUUUUCAACAAAUAUUGCACAAAGGCAUAAAUAUCAGUCACAGAAUUAUGCACAAAACAGUCUGCAUGUUAUUCUGGAUGGAGGAGGCAAUAAGCAUUUAGAAAAGGACAGCACUGAACCUACACUGCCCUCUUCAGUGACUGAUCAACAGACUUCCACAUGUGCACAUAACAAAAUCAACCCCCUCACCCACUUCCCACUCAGUGCUGACAGUAUUCUGGAUGUAGACAUUAUCAGGAAAACUGAACAUUGUCAAUUUGAAGAAAGCAGUCCAAUUGUUUCACAAGCUACAUUAACUGACCAAAUAUCAUCUACUAAUUCAAUCAGCAACUUAGACAAAUCAUUACCUCAUUCUUUGGGAAGUGGUGACAUUGAAAUAGAUGAGAAGUUCCAAAAGCAGCAAGCUAAACCAGGCAGUGACACAGCAUCGUUAUAUUUGUUCAGUCCCAAUCGCACUACUGCAAAUGUGAAGAAAAACACAUGGCGACAUUACAUAACAAAGGUUACUGACAUCUAUCACCAUAGGAGACCUUCUGCUAAGUUCAAAUUAAAUGUUUUGCAUAAAACAAAGAGUGCACCCUUACCAUCGUGUGUAGAGUCCAGCCAGUUGUUCCCUAAAAAUAGCUUACAAAGUAACAACCAAGAGGAAUCAAAGGCUAUUUCACUGGUCCGAGAUGACAUGGCAGGUACCAACCAAGAGGAAUCAAAGGCUAUUUCACUGGUCCGAGAUGACAUGGCAGGUACCAAAGAAGUAGAACACCAAUCUGACAAGGACAAUGCAAUUUCCACAGCAGAUGAAUUAAAUGGACAAUGGAUCCAGCAAAAUAUCACAGAAGGCAAGAAGAAUAUGUUAGAUGUUCAUUCCCCAAAUAUUGAUGACAUUACUGUGGUCAGUGAAAUAAAUAAUUUUUGUGCUGUAGAUAAAUCUGAGACGGAGUCUAUAAUUUCACCACAGGAUCAAGAAUUUGACCAGUUUUCUCCUACAGAUGGUCCACACAGGCAUGAACACAGGCCUGCAACUUGUUCGUUAAACAGUGCUGUUGUCAAUGCCCACAGAGAAAGUCCUAACUUUUUGGAAAAGUGCAAUGAGGAACCUAAAAGUGCAGAUUUAGCAGAAGAUAAAACUCCUCAACAAAAAUCUGUAACUACAACAGACAGCUACAAGGAUGAGCCAUUGAGUCAUUCACCAGUCACAACUGUUGUCAGUGCAAUUAAUCAAAAUAGCAGCCAUAUAUCUUCAGCACUUGAUUCAGUGUCCAGUUACAAUACUUCAAAGAAUACCACUGAUAGCAGUAAAUAUAAGGCCAUAAAUAUAAGUAUUUCACUCAACAAUGCUCCUGACAUUACAGAUAUUAGAGAACAUUUACAAAAUAACUUAACAGAAAUUAAUAAAAUUCCAGCAGUAUAUUCACUAAAUGACAUACAGUCCGUGAAGUCUGUUACAGACAUCAAGAAAGAUGCUUUGCAGAAUGAUUCAUCACAGGUGCCAGAAAUACUUCAUGAUAAUAAAUCUUUUAAUGUAUUAACCUUUAAUACAAUACCUGCAGCUAACAGUGCACCCUCAUCACUGACCAGUCAGAGUUUCCCUGUAACUCUCUUAGAGAAAAGCCAUUCACUGACUCAAUCGCAACUUAAUGGAGAUGUUACGAUGGACAGGGGGCAUGAUGAGUAUUUGCAUAAGAAUCACAGUCAUCGCUCAACACCAGAUUCACUUGGAGAUCAACUGUUUCCAGUAAAUGGCACAUGUGACAACACAAACGAGUCACAUUCUCAGUCUCUGCUCUUUGAUCACCUCCCUGUGGGUCCAGGAGCUGUCUGUAAUGCAAAGAAUUACCAAUCCGAAAACCAUGGUAGGGAUUCAGCAGGUAGACUAAUCAGCCAGAGGACUCCAACGAAUAUCACAACGGGAAAGGGAAAUAUUCAACAGAAUGUGUACCCAGAUAAAAAUUACAUUAAUUUAAAUAGAAGAUUCACUAAAGAUAAUGUGCAACAUUACAAAUUAGGAAUACCCCAUAUAUCUUCAACAUCAGAUUCCAAGAUUGAGCAAGAGCUUUCAACUGAUAUUGCACAAAGGCAUAAAUAUCAGUCACAAAAUUAUUCACCACAUAACAAAAUGAACCCACUGAUCAAUUUCCCACUCAGUGCUGAGAGCACUCUGGAUGCAGAGGUUAUAAAGAAUACCAAACAUUACCGAUCUGAAGAAAGUAGUCUAACUGUUUUACAAGAUACAUUAACUGACCAAAGGUCUCCUCCUAAUUCAAUCAGAAAUAUAGAUAAACCAUUGCCUCAUUCUUUGGAGAGUGAUGACGUAGAAAUAGAUGAGAAUUUCCAAAAGCAGCAAGCUAAAACAGGCAGUGACACGGCCCCAUUAUAUCCCUUCAGUCCCAAUCACUCCACUACAAAUGUGAAGAAAAAUACAUUGCAGCAAUGCAUAACAAAGGUUACUGACAUCUACCGCCGUAGAAGACCUUCUGCUAAGUUCAAAUUCAAUGUUUUACGUAAAACAAAGAGUUCACCCUCACCACGUUCUGCAGAGUCCAGCCAGUUGCUCCCCGAAAGUAGCUUACAAAGCAGCAACCAAGAGGAAUCAAAAGCUCUUUCCCUCGUCCAAGAUGACAUGGCAGGUAGCAGAAAAUGCCAACCUGACAAAGACAAUGCAAUUUCCACAGCGGAAGAAUUGAAUGGACAGUGGACUCAUCAAAAUAUCACAAGCACAAACAAUAUGUUACAGAGCUGCUCCCCAAAUAUUGAUGGCAUCACUGUGGACAGAAAAAUUAAUAAUGUUAGUGAUGUAGAUAAAUUUGAGACUGAGUGUAUGCCUUCACCACUGAAUCAAGUAUACAGCCAGUCUUCCCUUACAGAUACCCCAUGCAGUCAUAAACAGGGGCCUGCAACUUACUUGUUAAACAGUGCUGCUGUAAGUGCCCACAGAGAAAGUCCUGCCUACUUGAAAAAGUGUAAACAGGAAACCGUAAGUACAACCUCAGCAGAAGGCAAAGUUGCUCAACAAAAAUCUCCUACAUGCACAGCAGACAGGCAACUGUGUUAUUCAUCAGUCACUAAGGAUGUCAAUACCAUUAAUCAGGACAAAUUUACGAUAAGCCAAGUACUUCCAGCACUGGAUCCAGUGAGCAGUCAUCACUCUUCCAAAAAUAUCAUAGACAGUAGUAAAAGUAAGACAUUAGGUUUUUCACUCAAUGAUGCUACUGUCACAGCAGAUACUGGAGUCAAUGAACAUUUACAAAAAGACUCUUCCGAAAUGAACAACAUUCCAGCAUUAGGUUCAUUAAGUUGCGUACAAUCCACAAUCACGAUCACAAAUACCAAGAAAAAUACCACACCAAAUGUGUCAUCACAUCUUACUGAAAUACAUGAUGACAAAAAAGCUGAUGACAGAUUAAAGUUUAAAGGUUUUCAUAAAAAAAAUAGUGCACCCUCAUCACAGCUGAAGGUGACUGAACAAAUGCCCACUACUGAUAUCACUCUCAGCAAUCAUGAAAAGUCACCGACCCAUUCCAUAAUGAGUGGUGCAUUUAUAAUGAACAGAAGAAAGAAUUCUUACUUACAAAAGAACAAACCUGAAACCAACAAUGAGUUUUCAUUAGUGACCUCAUUGGCUGGACAACAGUCUCCUUCAAAAAUCAUAAACAACAAAGAACCUAAGUCACCGGCUCAUUCUCCAAACAGAAGUGGUGUAAUGGAUGCAGGAGAUAGCAAGAAUCUAGAAUUUUGCCAACCUGAAAACAACAGAGAAGCUUUCUCAAAGAAACCAAUUGAUCUGCAGUCUUAUACAGACAUCACAGAUGCCAAAACUACAAAGUUUCAGCAUUGGUUUCCAGAUAGUGACAUUUCUUUGAAUCAACGAUGCAGUGUUAAUUUAAAACACUAUAAAUCAGAAACUGACAUUAGUUCUUCAAUACAGGAUCCAAUUCAUCAAAUGUCUUUUAUAGAUAUGACAUGUCACAAGAAAAUCACAAGAGAACCAAUGAAAAGUGAUGAUUUUACUUUGGCUGAAAGAUAUAAUAAAGGUUGUGAACACAUUGAUAGCCAUCUAAACAACAACAUUUCUUCAUCACAUAAUUUGUUACCUGCUCUUCUGUCUCCUGAAAAUAUUGUACAUUACAACAGAAAUGUAAUAUGUGAUCAUUCACUGACUAAUGCAGAAUUCCUGGCACAAAGCUGUGACAACGUGAAUGAAGGUAGCAAAACAUUCAAAUAUGGAAGGAAAUCAUUCCAUGAAGAAAUAUUUCAGAAUCAAGCAUUGAGAAUGUGGAUGAAAAAUACAAAAGUUUCUAAUUCAUUUCAGCAGUGUUCUCCAGAGGAGAGCCAAAUUGAUUCACAUCUCGCAGAGAUUAAUAACUUUCGUAAUAGAUUAAAUGCCUACAGUGAUUUUUCUCAAUACAGAGCAACUUCCUCUGGUAUUGAUGAAGAUGAUCCAUCGAAACUAAACAAUAAAUACCAGGCAAAGACAGCUAGAUUCUCAAAAACGUACCCCAGCUUGAGAUAUUCUCUCAGGCCCAAUCCUCAGAACGUUCAAAGUUGGUGUGGUAAUCUCUAUAAAACAAAAAGUUUAAAAGAUAUUAAUUGCAACCAAUCCACCCUCCAAGAUCAUGAAAAUGUAUUUUCCACAAACAGGCCGUAUAAUUUUAAACCAACUGUUCAAAAGAAGCAAGUCAACACCAGACUUCAGUUUUCAAAUCAAAUGAAAUCCAACAGACUUUAUCGAUCUUAUUCUGAUCUCCCAUUUUCUGGUGAGAAUGAAUUUGACCAGAAUAACUGGGUUACAGAUCAUAGCAAUAAGUUUAGCUUUGACAAUCAUGAUUUAGAAAUUGGAAAUAAAGACAAAACAAAUGUUUCUAAAGAAGAGAAAAGGAAAGAAACACACCUUGAGAACAUGAAAAGAGUUUUGGUUGUGGACAGAUUGUGGAAACCUGGAUACCUUCACAGCAGGGUCUCAUCUCCAAGAAAUGAGGAUGUUUUCAAUCCACUUACAAGUGAAAUAAACCAGGAUCCGGGGGUGAAUGAUGAUACUGAAAGGAAUCAUGAAUAUUUUCCUGUAGACAUUAAAUUAUUCUGGCCUAAGGAAAAUCCCACCGAUAUAAUCAGACUUUUAAGUUCAUCAUCUACAGGCAGCAAAGUAUCAGAAAACAGUCUUUCACCACAUCAACAAAGUACACCAGUCGUGGUUGACAAACAAAACUUUUCUUGUUACUCAGAAUCAAACUCGGACACCACUACUGAUGAUGAGUACUUCUUGGAUAGCAAUGAAAUAGUAAAAGAAUCUAUGUUAUAAUAAUGUUCCCACCUAUAGGAAUGGGUGGCAGUGUAUGUUAUUGAUUUGUAACAAAUCAUGUUCUAUGAUGUACUGUUGGCUGCCAUGGUCAUCUGUGUGUGUGCUAAGAUGCUCUCAAGUAUGACACUAAAAUAUUCAAUGGUAUUGAUACCACUUGGCUAUAUUUUCAAAUAUAUAACUUAGUUGUCAGUCUCUUUGGCAGUUAUAUGAUACAUUUUCAAAAGUGGGAAGUAGCUGUCUUAUUGCUAGAGACAGUUGUAUUUAAUUUUCACAUUUUAAGGGGGGCUUAAUUCACACCCUGAUGUUAAAUAGUGAUGAAAUGUGUCUAUUUGGUUGUGGUUAAAUAUUUAUAUAAAUAGCAUGCAAGACCAUCUUCCCUGAAAGCAUAAAUACUUGGGUUUUAGCUAAAUAAAUAAUAGGUUACCAUUUCGGAUCUGGCUUUUCAUCAGAUAUUUGAUGCAGGAUCUCAUCUGAAACAUUAACUUAUUUUUGCCCUUGUUGGACCUGCAUUCAAGUCUUUCCUGUUCUCAUUUUAGAGGUUUUUCAGCUUUCUAAAUGUUUCUUCUUUUUCAUACAUUUCAAUUCUUUAUUGUUAUAAAUUCAAUUAUCUUCAAAACUAUACCUAAGGGGAAAAUCAAAAUGUGUUACAGUACUGUAAAACAUGCUACCUGUGUGCUCAUAGUUUUGCACAGUAUGUAUAAGUAGUAUCAUUAAGCAAAUACUUGAUAAAAUAAUCAUUUAAAAAUGUGCUGCUAAUAAAAUAAUGCCCUUAAAAUUGUAUUUAUAUAAACUUCUAAAUGUUUGGGCUUUGAAUAAAACACUUUUAUGUUUUGUUAUAGAAAGUAUACACUUCAUCCUUGUGUAUUUUCCUAUGUUUGAACUAUGCAAAAUAAAAAUAGGAAACAAA